AUAUAUACCCAUCGCAUAAUUUGUAUUUGUAUCGUUUGGAUAUAUAUUGGAAGCUGGACGUGCACCGUUCUCGCUUUCGGAACACAAAUUUCGUCGUUUCCAAUCAGAUGUGAGAUCGAUCGAUGGACUUUAGCAGUGUUAUAAUAAGCAGUCUGGUAAUGAGAUUCUCGAAGAGAAGAAUAUCUUGAUUGUUAAGAAGCUCUCUUGUCUGGUGCUUGUGUUCUGGCCAAAGAAGUGAAGGCUAAUUCAGUUGAACAUGGAGAUUAAUCAGUCCAAUGAAUCUACCAAAAACUUGAGGCACUUCCCACUGACUCCGUUUAGAAUUUUCAGGGGUCUGCUAUGUUUAGCGGUAUAUCUUUUGACUGCGUCUAUGUUCUUGGUGUAUUUUGCACCUGCAGCUGCUGUUAUCCUACGACUAUUCAGUCUGCGCUGCAGUAGAAAAGCUGUGUCUUUCUUGUUUGGCCUAUGGCUUGGUCUCUGGCCAUUUUUGUUUGAGAAGAUAAACAAAACCAGGGUUAUAUUUUCUGGUGAUCAAGUUCCAGUGGAAGAGCGUGUUCUCAUAAUCUCCAACCACAGAACCGAGGUUGACUGGAUGUAUCUAUGGGAUUUUGCUCUACGGAAAGGAUGUUUGGGGUACAUUAAGUAUAUUCUAAAGAGCAGCUUGAUGAAGCUGCCGAUUUUUGGCUGGGGAUUUCACAUUUUAGAGUUCAUCCCAGUGGAGAGAAAGUGGGAAGUUGAUGAACCAGUAAUGAAUGAGAUGCUCUCAAGCUUUGGCGAUCGUGAGGAUCCAUUGUGGCUUGCUGUCUUCCCUGAAGGAACAGAUUACACAGAACAGAAAUGCAUGAGAAGUCAGAAGUUUGCAAGGGAAGGUGGAUUGCCAAUACUUAAAAAUGUCUUGCUUCCGAAGACAAAGGGCUUCAAUGCUUGUUUGAAGAUCUUGAGGGACUCUCUGGAUGCAGUUUAUGAUGUAACUAUAGCCUACAAGAACCGAUGCCCUUCUUUCAUGGACAAUGUAUUCGGUGUGGACCCUGCUGAAGUGCACAUGCAUAUUAGACGCAUCCCUCUGCAGCAAAUCCCCGCAACUGAAAACGAAGCUGCUACAUGGCUAAUGGAUGCUUUCGUACUAAAGGAUCAGCUGCUCACUGAUUUCAUCGUGAAUGGUCAUUUUCCUGACCAAGGAACAGAAGAGCAACUCUCAACAGUGAAAUGUGUUGCUAAUUGUGCAGUGGUGAUUGCUUUUACUGGCCUAUUCUUGUUUCUAACAUUUUUCUCAUCCUUUUGGUUUAAAGUUUACGUUUGCUUAGCUUGUGUAUACCUAGCUUUUGCUAGCUAUUUUAAUGUCAGACUAAAGUCUGCAGAUACAUUCGUCAAAGGUAGAUCCAUGAAGAAAAGUUAUUGAACUGAUUGAUUAUUGUGCUUUCAA
This is a messenger RNA of Salvia splendens (bonfire salvia), 1423 nucleotides long. RefSeq names its product probable 1-acyl-sn-glycerol-3-phosphate acyltransferase 4. Bases 257 to 1399 code for a protein of 380 amino acids. The record is from RefSeq and is a predicted model, not a curated record. Gene Ontology annotation, cellular component: endomembrane system. Gene Ontology annotation, molecular function: acyltransferase activity. The transcript has 4 exons. NCBI's taxonomy places the organism in Eukaryota, Viridiplantae, Streptophyta, Magnoliopsida, Lamiales, Lamiaceae.